This is a messenger RNA of Platichthys flesus (European flounder), 675 nucleotides long. RefSeq names its product brain-specific homeobox (gene bsx). The record is from RefSeq and is a predicted model, not a curated record. NCBI's taxonomy places the organism in Eukaryota, Metazoa, Chordata, Actinopteri, Pleuronectiformes, Pleuronectidae. Gene Ontology annotation, biological process: regulation of DNA-templated transcription. The transcript has 3 exons. The coding region runs from base 1 to 675 and encodes 224 amino acids. Gene Ontology annotation, molecular function: DNA binding; DNA-binding transcription factor activity, RNA polymerase II-specific.
AUGAAUUUGAACUACGCGUCUGCGGUGCCCACGCAGAGGUCCACGUCGUUCUUCAUAGAGGACAUCUUACUGCACAAGCCCAAGCCGCUGAGAGAGGUCAUCCCCUCGCCGUUCUGCGGCUCCCUGGCCUCCCGAAUGCCCCUCCUGGAGUAUGGAUACCCACUGAUGCCCACCCCGAUCCUGGCGCCCCAUCCGCACCAUCCCCUGCACAAGCCGGAGCACCAGUACUUCUUCACUUCUGGGAUGCAGAUGCCGGCCCUGUUCCAGCACCACGCAGAGCUACCAGGGAAGCACUGCAGGCGCAGGAAGGCCCGUACGGUUUUCUCCGACUCACAGCUAUCCGGCCUGGAGAAGAGGUUCGAAAUCCAGCGCUACCUGUCCACACCAGAGAGAGUGGAGCUGGCCACUGCGCUCAGCCUGUCCGAGACACAGGUGAAGACGUGGUUCCAGAACCGGCGCAUGAAGCACAAGAAGCAGCUGAGGAAGUCGCAGGACGAGCGGAAGCCUCCCGGGGAGAGGGAGCGCUCCGCGGAGAACUCGAGCGAGAGCGACGUGAACGACAAGAACGCAGAGGAGCUCAAACACGGACUGGAGGCGGACUACGUGCUGGAGCACGACGACGAAGACGACGUGGACAUCGAGGACGACGUUUGCUCCCCGGAUCAUCUACUAUAG